UAGUUUUACAAGAGGGUCUCAAGAGCCUUCUAGGAACUUGCCAGAGGGUUGUGCUGAAUGGCUGGCCUGUGAUUCCCGGGAAUCCAGGUCCCACUUGCUUUUAAAGAGGAGGCAUCAGAGAAAACCUGGGUCCCGGAUUGCUGGGCCUGGACGUGCUGCGAGUUAUCCCUCCUUUCCCAGAUCUCCUUCCGAGUCUUCGCCUGAGCUGCGGGCGCAAACUGAAAGUGAACAACCGGGGUGCUGUGGGCACGGCAGCCUCCUUCACUGUGAAGAGAGCAUUUUGAUGCCUUCUGGUCUGAAGAAGCUCCAGCUGCUCUGAUGAUAGCUUAAGAAGACUGCGUGCUGUUCCCUCUCAAUGCCAAGCCAGGCCCCGCGGAACCUCGGAUCUGUCUGUCAUGGAGACCAGGGCCCAGCAGGAAUGGCAGUGGAGGAAAUUGGCUCCCAGAUGGUUCCUCCACGUGAAAUGGUCUUAGGCUAUGGGCCGACUCAAGAACACCUGGUAACCAGGCUUGCCCUCUGUCAGUCACCCAGAGCAGGGCAUCAUGGCACGGAUCCAGAGGAGGAAGCUCUUGGCAUCUUGCCUGUGCAUCACAGCUGCCAUCUUUCUGCUUGUCACACUCCAGGUGGUGGUUGAGCUGGGAAAAUUUGAAAGGAAAAAGUUUAAAAAUUCCAAUUUGGGAGAUGGGCAUGCAAAAAUGGAGGAAGAGCCUACACAUCUCUACCCAUUCCCUAAGAAAGACACUCUUACCCUGAAUAGGAAAAAAAAGUUGGAAACUGAUAGCUACCCCGUCAUGCUCUGGUGGUCCCCACUGACGGGGGAGACUGGCAGGCUGGGCCAGUGUGGAGCAGACACUUGUUUCUUCACCAUCAACCGAACCUACCUGCACCAUCGCAUGACCAAAGCAUUCCUCUUCUAUGGAACUGACUUUAACAUAGAUAGCUUACCUCUGCCUCGGAAAGCCCAUCACGACUGGGCCCUUUUUCACGAAGAGUCUCCGAAGAACAAUUAUAAGCUCUUUCAUAAGCCAGUCAUCACUUUGUUCAACUACACCGCCACAUUCAGCCGGCAUUCCCACCUGCCACUAACGACCCAGUACCUGGAGGGCAUAGAAGUCCUGAAGUCACACCAAUACCUGCUUCCUUUGCAGUCGAAAAACCACCUUCGAAAAAGACUCGCUCCACUGGUGUACGUACAGUCAGACUGUGACCCACCAUCAGAUAGGGACAGCUAUGUUCGAGAACUGAUGACUUACAUUGAGGUCGAUUCCUAUGGUGAGUGUUUACACAACAAAGAUCUCCCUCAGCAGCUGAAAAAUCCAGCCUCCAUGGAUGCCGAUGGCUUUUAUAGGAUCAUUGCACAGUACAAGUUCAUCCUUGCUUUUGAGAAUGCAGUUUGUGAUGACUACAUCACCGAGAAGUUCUGGAGACCUCUGAAACUGGGCGUGGUCCCUGUGUAUUAUGGAUCCCCCAGCAUCAAGGACUGGCUUCCAAGUGAUAGAAGUGCUAUUCUUGUAUCAGAAUUUUCUCACCCUAGGGAGCUGGCCAGGUACAUCCGACAACUGGAUUAUGAUGACAGACUGUAUGAGGCCUACAUAGAGUGGAAGCUGAAGGGGGAGGUCUCCAACCAGCGGCUUCUCACAGCUCUCAGGGAACGGAAAUGGGGAGUGCAAGACAUCAACCAAGACAACUACAUCGAUGCAUUUGAGUGCAUGGUGUGCAGCAAGGUGUGGGAUAAUAUUAGGCUUCUGGAAAAGGGCUUACCACCCAAACGAUGGAAGGCAGAAGUCACCCACCUGAGCUGCCCAGAGCCCGCCGAGUUUGCUUUCUCACCCGUGGCCCCACACGGGAGCUCUCUGCAACAGAUGUGGGUACCCAGCUUCCAGCAAUCCAAGAAAGAAGCCCAGGCCCUGAGGUGGCUGGUCGAUAGGAAUCAAAACUUUUCCGUUCAAGAGUUUUGGGGCCUAGUAUUCAAGGACUAAUUUUUAAAAAUAUCAGAAUGAUAUAGACUACAAAAUUCUUAAGGUUUAUUUUCUAGGUUGCCUUAAUAUCUGGAUAUACUAGCUACUCUGUUUAUCCUGUAGGAUAAGGAUUGCUGCAGUACUCACAAUGAGCCCUAUGAAAUCACAGAUAUGAAUGAUCCUUAGGGGUCACCUCUAUAUUUUUUUAUACUCAAAAGGUAAAUACGGUAGUUCCCCCUUAUCUGUAGUUUUGCUUUCCCUGGUUUAAGUAACCCACAGUCAACCGCAGUCUGAAAAUAUUAAAUGGAAAAUCCAGAAAUACACAAUUCCUAUGUUGUGAGCGAGGCGCCCUUCUGAGUACCGCGAUGAAAUCUCGCGAGUUCUCUCCGCCCGGCCGCCCGUGGCUCAUCCCUUUCUCCAGCAUCUCCCGCUGCAGACGCGCUCUGCGUGUCAGUCCCCCACCAGAGGCUCAGUCACCACGCCGGCUGUCGGGUGUCAGUGCUCGCAGUCAAGUCACCCGUAUUUUAGUUACUAAUGUCCCCAGAGUGCGAGAAUGGUGAUGAUGACAACUGGGAGGUGCCACAGAGAAGCCGUACAGGGCUGCCUUGCAGUGAAAAGCUGCAAGUUCUCGACCUAAGACUUUUAUCAUCUCACGUCAAAAGAAGGGUAAGUGCAGUACAAGAUAUUUUGAGGGAGAGAGA
Molecule: messenger RNA, 2659 nt
Organism: Molossus molossus (Pallas's mastiff bat)
Lineage: Eukaryota; Metazoa; Chordata; Mammalia; Chiroptera; Molossidae
Gene: POFUT3
Product: fucosyltransferase 10
Exons: 5
Coding region: 543-1979 (478 amino acids)
Cellular component (GO): Golgi membrane
Molecular function (GO): alpha-(1->3)-fucosyltransferase activity
Source: RefSeq, a predicted model, not a curated record